AUGACUGUGGAUUUCAAUGGGAAGAUUGAUGCUAUGUAUCUGGAUCUGAAUGGAAAAAUUGAAGUUCUGAACACUCAUGUCAAGAAGCUUGAUACUCAGGUUGCUCAGACUGCAGAGUCUGUAAAAAGGCAAGAAGGAUUCCUUCCUGGGAAGACUGAUACCAAUCCUAGGCAUUACUUGACUCUUGUGCUGAAAAAUGGUGUUUCUGAGGAUGAAAUCGUGGAGUUGGACGAAUCUGAAGAAAAUUUCGAAGUUGCAGAGCCGGUGUCGAGCGACACCACAACCAGUGUCGCGCGUCACCAAUUGCAGAGCGAAGCUGAUAUUCCUCAAAGUCCGAAAUCUGCUGAGGAAAAAGUUUACAAACCUAAGGUUCUUUACCCAAGGAGUCCUAGGAAGUCCAAGCAGGAGAUAGAUGAUGUCAGAUGCAAGGCUUUGAUGGAGAAGCUUGUGAUUGAGAUUCCUUUGGUUGAUACUGUGAAGAUUGCUCCUACUCUCAAACACUAUAUGAAGAGGAUGAAUAAGAUUCCAGAGAAACUCUCGGACCCAGGAAGCUUUGUUUUGGACUGCUCUAUCUUCUUGGAGAAGUUCAAGAGAUCGCUGUGUGAUCUUGGUUCGAGUGUCAACCUCAUGCCAUACUCUGUAGCUGUUAACCUUGGGAUGACUGACUUCAAGCCAACUAAGAUCUCUUUGAUCCUAGCAGAUCGAUCUAAAAGAAUCCCAAAAGGUGUUUUGGAGGAUGUUCCGAUUAAAGUUGGUGAUUGCAUAAUUCCUACAGAUUUCGUGGUUCUGGAAUAUGGAGAGGAACCCAAAGAUCCUCUUAUCUUGGGAAGAUCGUUUUUAGCUACAGCUGGAAAGGUAAUUGAUGUCAAGCAUGGUAACCUUGAUCUCUACUUGGGAGAUACCAUCAUGACUUUCAAGAUGGAGAAGCUGAAGGAUCCAACCAUAGAUGGUCAGACAUUCCAAGUCAGUGCAAUACCUGAAGUGAUAGUUGGAGAUCAGAACGUGUUUGAUGCUGAGAAGGUGAAAGAUCAACCUGAGUUGACUAAGACGUCUACAGAACCAGUAACUGCUAUUGCACAAAAAGCUCACAACAUCAUGUUCCAUUCAUCUCCACCAAAGAAUAGGUCAAGGUCACCCAAACACAGAUCUCACCCUGGUGCUAUUCCUGCAUUCCUUGGACGACCUCAUGCGCUCAACGCUUACAAACCACCAUGGAUGAGACGACUUUCACAGAGGCACUCUUUGCCACUGUCUGAUCCACCAGAUGCAUAA
Molecule: messenger RNA, 1272 nt
Organism: Eutrema salsugineum
Lineage: Eukaryota; Viridiplantae; Streptophyta; Magnoliopsida; Brassicales; Brassicaceae
Exons: 3
Coding region: 1-1272 (423 amino acids)
Source: RefSeq, a predicted model, not a curated record